Molecule: messenger RNA, 879 nt
Organism: Apiotrichum porosum
Lineage: Eukaryota; Fungi; Basidiomycota; Tremellomycetes; Trichosporonales; Trichosporonaceae
Gene: POR1
Product: porin por1
Exons: 4
Coding region: 1-879 (292 amino acids)
Biological process (GO): monoatomic anion transmembrane transport
Cellular component (GO): mitochondrial outer membrane
Molecular function (GO): voltage-gated monoatomic anion channel activity
Source: RefSeq, a predicted model, not a curated record
AUGCCCCAGCCCGUUCCCCCCUCCUGGAAGGACCUCGGCAAGUCGUCGUCGGACCUCCUCCUCAAGGACUACCCCAUCCACGGCACUUCUCUCGAGGUCAAGACCCUCACCCCUUCCAACGUCACCUUCAAGGUCGCCGGCAACCGCGACUCGAAGACCAACGUCAUCAACGGUGACAUUGAGGGCAAGUACGUCGACUUCAAGAACGGCCUCACCGUCACCCAGGCCUGGACCACCGCCAACGUCCUCCGCACCCAGGUCGAGCUCGAGAACCAGAUCGCCAAGGGCCUGAAGCUUGACCUCGCUACCACCCUCAACCCCGCCAAGGCCCAGAAGGCCGCCAUCCUCACUGCCAUCUACAAGCAGCCUUCGGUCCACACCCGUGCCACCGCCGACCUCUUCAAGGGCCCCACCUUCACCGCCGACGCCGUUGUCGGCCACGACGGUUUCCUUGUUGGUGCCGAGGCCUCGUACGACGUCGCUUCGGGUGCCAUCACCCGCUACGCUGGUGCCGUCGGCUUCUCGGCCCCCGAGUACGCCGUCACCCUCCACGGUCUCGGCAACCUCUCGACCUUCUCGGCCUCGUACUACCACAAGGUCUCGAAGGACGUCGAGGCCGGCGCCAAGGCCGUCUACGACACCAAGUCGACCACCGGCGGUGUCUCGCUCGAGGUCGGCGCCAAGGCUUACCUUGACAACGCCGCCUUUGUCAAGGCCAAGAUCAACAACGCCGGUGUCCUCGUCCUCGGCUACACCCAGGCCCUCCGCCCCGGCGUCAAGGCCGCCUUUGGCCUUGCCCUCGACACCACCAAGCUCAACGACUCGACCGCCGGCACCGCCGCCCACAAGGUCGGUGCUUCGUUCAACUUCCAGUCGUAA